AUGCGAAAGUAUGACAGUCUGGUCAGCUGUGAGCGUGUGAAGCAAUCCGUGGUGCAAACAGCAGGCAUAAUGUCGGGAAUCCUCAGGCUAAGAUUCGCUGCAAAUCCUUCCGAAAGGUUCAGUCCCCCCGUUAAUGAGAACAUCCUCAGAGAAUGUCACUUGCUCUACACGGACUCAAAACAUGGCCUGCUGGGCAUUGCAAAGCGUCUUGGAAUCGGACUCUUGGCUCCAAGGAAGAAAAUUACGGUGAUGCUGAUGGGCAACCAUUCGGCUGGGAAGAGCUCCUUUAUCAACUGGUAUGUUGAAGAACAUGUACAGAAAACAGGAGUUGCAACAGAAACACAAGGAUUUACUUUUGUCACCAGUGGAAAGAAAAGGGAAUCGCUCACAGGCAAUGCUACGCUACAUCUCUACCCACACUUCCAGACUCUCGAACAGAUCGAAGGAGUGACAGACUACCUGGCCACUGAGGUCAGCACUUCUAAACAGAAGAAGUUUAACCUUGUGACAUUUAUUGAUACUCCAGGUCUUGUGGAUGGAGACAUGACCUAUGAAUUUGAUGUAGAUAGAGCACUCAUCUGGCUUGGAGAGCAGGCCGACCUAAUCCUUGUCUUCUUUGACCCGAUGGGCCAGGCUCUAUGUAAACGAACUCUGAACAUUGUUGAGAAGCUGAACGAAACACACGGCGAAAAACUGAAGUUUUAUCUUAGCAAAGCCGAUGAAGCUGGUCAUGAGAGUGACAGACAGAGAGUUAUGAUGCAGAUAGUACAAGAACUGUGCAAGAGACCCGGGCUGAAUAAAUGUGGCUUUGAUAUGCCGACCAUCUAUAUCCCAGAUCCAAACAAGCCAAUACGGUGUGUCAAUCAGAUCCAAGAAAUAUGCACAACAAUAGAAAAGACGAUCAGCCGAACUGUACAAAACACACUGAAUCAGCUCGAGAAUGAUUGCGCAUUGAUCAUCAAUACAACUAUUUCCAAGCUCCAGGAGAACAGUUCAAGCCGAAUCUUAGGAGAAGCAGUAGGUGAGUCCUUAGCCUCAGAUUUAUUAGCUUCUGACUUUUACAUAAGCUGUGCCAUGCAUAUGGUUUUGAGCUCAAUGGAGACUGCCGAAGAUGUUGUUUCUGUUCGAUUUAGCGAUGGGAAUUGCUUUUAA
This is a messenger RNA of Carcharodon carcharias (great white shark), 1152 nucleotides long. RefSeq lists its product as uncharacterized. The transcript is spliced from 9 exons. The record is from RefSeq and is a predicted model, not a curated record. NCBI's taxonomy places the organism in Eukaryota, Metazoa, Chordata, Chondrichthyes, Lamniformes, Lamnidae. Gene Ontology annotation, molecular function: GTP binding; GTPase activity. Bases 1 to 1152 code for a protein of 383 amino acids.